UUCCUUUCUGUUCUCUCUCUUAACUUGGUUCUUUUUCUUCUUUGCAAUUCUUUUGGUUUCAUAGUGAUGUUCAUAAUUCUAGGGUUCAAAUCGCCUAAGUUGAACACGCUAAAAAAGAACUGAAAAUUUUGUUUGUGGAGUACUGUAGGGGGCAGAAUACCUGCUGGGGCGGUGAAGAUUUGGCAUGGCGGAGAUCUGCUGCGGAGUAGUUAGCGAUGGCGAGGCAUCGGCACCGUGCAAGUCCAGUCCACGAGCAGCGAGGCGUCGGAGAAUGGAGAUCCGGGGGAUCAAGUUCGCCUCCAGUUCUGAAACGGAAACCGAAGAACAGCCAGAGAAGCGCCAGAAGGUGGAGGUCCAUGCUGGGUCGGCGUCGCGGCUGUGCGAUAACGCUGUGCAUAACAGUGCCGAGGAUGAAGGAGAAAAGCUUCGAGAGACACAGAAAGUAGCGUCCGGUACGAAGGAGAUCAAGAAGGCAGUUAAGCCUGCGAUCGUGUUGGCUCCGAUCGUGAAUCCGGAACUGUUGAGCUCCCUGAUUGCUCGCGAGAAGUAUCCGAGGUUCGGUGUGGCCUCAAUUUGUGGGAGGAGGAGAGACAUGGAGGACGCGGUGGCUAUUCACCUGUCCUUUUGCAGGCCGGUACAUGAAAUCGGCAGUAGGUUUCACUACUUCGGCGUCUACGACGGCCACGGUUGCUCUCACGUGGCGACGAAGUGUAGGGAUCGAUUACAUGAGCUGGUAAAGGAAGAGGUGGAGGGCAAGGAAGCGGCGACUAUGGAGUGGAAGGAUGCGAUGGAGCGAAGUUUCUAUCGCAUGGACAAGGAGCUGAUCUCUUGGAACGAAAGCGUCGUAGGCGCUAAUUGCCGGUGUGAGCUCCAGACGCCGGAGUGCGACGCCGUUGGAUCCACGGCGGUGGUGGCCAUUGUUACGCCGGAUAAGAUCAUUGUCGCUAACUGCGGCGAUUCCAGAGCUGUAUUGUGCCGCAAUGGCAAGCCCGUCCCUCUCUCCACCGAUCACAAGCCGGAUCGUCCAGACGAGCUGAACCGGAUCCUAGCCGCCGGAGGGAGAGUCAUAUACUGGGAAGGGCCGCGCGUUUGCGGCGUUCUCGCCAUGUCAAGAGCCAUUGGUGAUAAUUAUCUGAAGCCAUAUGUGAUCUGUGAGCCUGAGGUAACGGUGAUGGAUCGGACUGCCGGGGACGAUUGUCUGAUACUGGCGAGCGACGGGCUCUGGGACGUGGUUUCGAACGAGACGGCCUGCGGCGUGGCCCGCAUGUGCCUUGGAGGAAAGUCUCCGCUAUCCGCGGCGGCUGUUGUCCCACUUCCACCGGAGAGCGAUGGCUGCCGGGAAAACGCCGACAAGGCAUGCUCCGACGCGUCGAUGCUGUUGACGAAGCUGGCUUUGGCCAGGCGUAGCACCGACAACGUGAGCGUCGUGGUGGUCGAUCUGAGGAGCGACACGUAGCGAUGCGUGUCGCUUUUGUUCAAUUUGACCUACCUGCCCUUGUUUUUGUUUAUUUUUCUUCUACUUCUUUAUUGUUUUUGGUUUUUUUUUUUUUUUUUUUCUUUUCUUAUGUAGCUAGGGUUGGGUGGAAUGAAAUGAAUGAAAGGGGGUAGCCAUUUUCGGAAUUAGGAGAGGCGGCCAGCCAGCUGGGGGAAAAAAGUGAAUAUGAACAUACAAAAUGAACCCAGCUUCUCUCUCUCUCUUGCUGGUCUUUCUUAUCUCAUUGUUAAAUAUUUUAUAUGAAGAAAGCUUCUUUUGACAA
Diospyros lotus (date-plum) is the source of this 1757-nucleotide messenger RNA. Its product is annotated as probable protein phosphatase 2C 24. The transcript is spliced from 4 exons. Gene Ontology annotation, biological process: protein dephosphorylation. Gene Ontology annotation, molecular function: cation binding; protein serine/threonine phosphatase activity. Lineage: Eukaryota; Viridiplantae; Streptophyta; Magnoliopsida; Ericales; Ebenaceae. The record is from RefSeq and is a predicted model, not a curated record. Gene Ontology annotation, cellular component: nucleus; cytosol. The coding region runs from base 185 to 1456 and encodes 423 amino acids.